Dermacentor andersoni is the source of this 13305-nucleotide messenger RNA. RefSeq names its product insulin-like growth factor 1 receptor. The record is from RefSeq and is a predicted model, not a curated record. Gene Ontology annotation, molecular function: ATP binding; insulin receptor substrate binding; insulin receptor activity. Gene Ontology annotation, biological process: positive regulation of kinase activity; positive regulation of MAPK cascade; positive regulation of phosphatidylinositol 3-kinase/protein kinase B signal transduction. Gene Ontology annotation, cellular component: plasma membrane; insulin receptor complex; axon. NCBI's taxonomy places the organism in Eukaryota, Metazoa, Arthropoda, Arachnida, Ixodida, Ixodidae.
CAGCCGCAGGCAUGCGGAUCUCGUGCGCGCAAACACGCGGGUCCGGUCCCGCGCAGAGGCGUGUGGCGCAGCGCGCGCGCGCGCCUGUGUAAACGGAAGGCGCGCGAAGACGCAGCACGCUUGGCUCACGUGAGCUGCGCGCAAAUGAAACGUGCAACCUAUGUCGCCGUUGCCGUCGAGCGGUCGCGCGCGUGCUCGCUCAUUGUUUUUUUCGCGUCUAUUGUCGUCGUCAGCUGUGGGGCGACGACUGCGUCUCUGUGUGUGAUAGGAGGAGGAGAAGAAGUUGAACGCGGAAUAAAAAUAAGCGAAAAAACGCGGGAGGAGCCGGCGUCGGCAAAGGGGGACGAAAUGCACGUCGGACGACGGAAGGGCAGCGCGCAGGCAGAGCGCGCGGGGCCCUCGCCGCCUCCUCACAACAGCGACAACAGCGCUGCGCGGUGCUGGCGAUGACGACAAGCGGGAGAAAGGUCACUUCCUCCUGGCCGACGCGUGCACAUGGCCUUCGUUGAGUGAAGGAGCGAGCGAGCUUUGCUUGCCCGCGGAGUCGGUGGUGAGACGACCUGGUCGUGUGCGAUCGCCGGGUUUUCCAGUGCACCUGUGAAGUGCGUGCGCGUGAAUCUGCCGAACAGUGCGUCUUCGAGGGGCUGCACGAACACUAUAGGUCUGUGCUGCGCAACCACGGCUACAAAGCCCCGAUCGUGGGAAUAAAACAAGAAAAGAAGAAGAAAAAAGAAAGUGUGUGCGUCGGUCGGCAGCAGUAGCAGUGAGUUCGUUGCAACGAAGCCUGCGGUCUUUGCGAAGCCGGCGUUGUUGUGUGAGCGGAGUUUGUUUUGAGUCUGCGGCCCUGACGGUUGCGUCGGCGCAGUAAUAUUACAUAAGCCAGCCACACGUGACGGUUCCGCAUGACCCAGCUGCCGGGAGUGCCGUUUUGCUCGGACCCGUCCAAGGCUGGCGGCGGUGAACUACAUUCGGCGGCAGGAAGCGCCUCCAGGCGGCAGAGGAAGGAGGUCGUCGUGCGGCGACAGGGGUUGGCCCGGCGGCUGGCCCCGUUCAUGUAGCGGCGGGCCCAUGGCUGGUGUCCGGCUCGGGGCGCUGCUGCGCGCUGCGCCUCCGCUCCUGCUGCUGCUCCUGGCGCUGGGACCGGCGCCGGCGCUGGGCCGAAGCGCCGCCGCACCCGUCGCCCACCACGACUGGCCGCCCGAGCGCAUUUCAGCGUUGGUGAAGCGGAGUGCCACGCAGCUGGCCCCGUAUCCGGCCAGCCGUUACUCUAGGAACCCAAAUCGCACGAUAUGUGGCCACAUCGAGGUGCGCAACUGGGUGAGCAGCCUAGUGGCACAGUUGGGCAACUGCUCAGUGGUGGAAGGCUCACUCAUGGUCAUGCUGACGCGUCCGAACGAAGUCUGGGCAAACGUGAGCUUCCCCCACCUGACGGAGAUCACAGGAUUCCUGUUCUUCUACCGAGCCAUGGGACUUCAGUCGCUGGGACGGCUGUUCCCAAACCUGGCUGUCAUCCGGGGAAAUCAGCUGUUUGAGAAUUAUGCCCUGGUAGUAUACGAAGUGGAGUCGCUGGUGGAGCUGGGGCUGUCGCGGCUGACGGACAUCCAGAGGGGGGCUGUGCGCAUUGAGAAGAAUCCCAACCUGUGCCACGCAAAUACGGUGGACUGGAACCGGAUAGCUCCACACGCGGCUGACGUCCACCACAUUGUGGACAACCGGGACCCCACGGAGUGCACGCCCUGUCCCGAGCACUGCCCCUUCAGAGAUGGUCGGGUGGGCGUGGGCAGCCGCCUCUGCUGGAACCGUGAGCGGUGUCAGAAAGUGUGCCCUUCGAUUUGCGACCGGAACCACACCACCUGUGACAAUGAGGCUGGCACGCGCUGCUGCGACCCCAAGUGCCUUGGAGGCUGUGGUGCUGGCUCAGAACGGGAGCUGUCAGUCUGCACAGCCUGCCUACACUAUACCUAUGAGAAUGGCUGUGUCAACACCUGUCCACCAAAUACUUAUGUGUUCAUGGGACGCCGCUGUGUAGAUGAGGCAUACUGUCGACGCCAAGAGGCGACAGUGGAAGGCACCAUCUGGACCUUCAUUCCCUUCAAUGGUUCCUGUACGCUUGAGUGCCCACCCAACUAUGUCCGUGAGGGCCAAACAUGUCGCCAAUGCCACGGAAUUUGUCCCAAAGUGUGCUCGAGUUUUCUGGUUGACAGCAUUUCAUCUGCCCAGAAGCUCAAGGGGUGCACGUACAUCAACGGGUCACUGGUCAUCCAGAUUCGAGGAGGAGGGAACAUAAUGAGGGAACUGGAGGCCAAUUUGGAUAUGAUAGAGGAGAUCAGAGACUACCUCAAGGUCACACGAUCAAACCAACUCAUCUCCCUGAACUUUCUGAAGAACCUUCGGAUCAUCCACGGCAAGGCGCUUGACCGAACAUACUACUCUCUCAUCGUCCUGGACAACCAGAACCUGCAGCUGCUCUGGGACUGGUCAAGUCGGCCACCCAAUCGCACGCUCACCCUGAGCCGCGGCAAGGUGUUCUUUCACAUCAAUCCCAAGCUGUGCAUGAGUGAAAUUGUGGAGCUGAAGAACCACACGACCAUCACGGGGUGGAGCGACCACGACGUAUCACCACACACCAACGGAGACCGGGCAGCAUGUGAUGUUCACAAGAUCAAUGCCACACUUAGAAAAGUGGGCAACAAGUUUGCUGUCAUCAAUUGGUCCCUCCAAUUCGAGCAAGAGAUCUAUGACAAACGGUCUCUUCUUGGCUACGUGGUGUACUAUCGCGAGGCCCCGUUCCAAAACGUCACCCUCUAUGAUGGUCGGGAUGCUUGCAAAGGAGAUGUGUGGAAGAUGGUUGAUGCAGACGUAGGUGUUGAUGUUCAGAUCAUUGCACACCUCAAGCCAUUCACACAGUACGCUGUCUAUGUCAAGGCCUACACGCUGUUCACAACAACCUCAACACAAGGAGCACAGAGCGAAAUCUUUUACUUCAAGACCCUUCCUGCAUCUCCAAGCCAGCCACAGGACUUAAAAGCACAUCCUGCUAAAGACUCGAAACUGCUCAUCAGCUGGGUACCGCCAAAGUACCCUAAUGGGGACGUCCGGUACUACCGGGUGGUGGGCAUAGCCCAGCCCAGUGCUCCUCAACACCAGUACUUGGGCGAGAGCCGAGACUACUGCAUUGACCCGGCUCUGGGAAUUCGAGGCAAGCCAGAUGGUAAAGAUCCACUAGCCCCUACACCAUCAGAGCCUGCUGACAAGCCAGCAGUGAAGCCAAUCGACAGUUCACUUCCAAAGCCACCAUCGAGUGACACCUGUCCACCUUGCCCAAGUGCGCGGGACCGUGAGGUCAAUGAAGAAGAAGUUGAGGAGCGGACAAGCUUUGAGGACGCCGUACACAACGCCGUCUUCCUGAGAAGGCCAAAGAAGGACUCGGAACAGACCAGCACAGGAGAACGACACAAGCGCUCCUACCUGCAAGGUGGAAGUGAGGCAGGGCGGGACAACGUCCUGGAGGGGGAGAGUGCGCACACUGUAGAAAUCACCACUUCUCCAGCACCGCUGUCCCUGCCCUCCUCAGCUCUUCCACCGACUCCCUUCAGCCUGCCUUCUGCUACAGCUGGCAGUGGAAGUGGAGGCUCCUCUGUCAAGGACAUGCUGGAUGUCUUCGACGCGUGCAGUUCAUCUAGCGGCAACGCAUCCUCUGCAGAACACCACUUUUGUUCCUGGGUGUCGAAUCAGACGCAGAUGCUGCAAGAAGGACUGCAUCACUUCACGGAGUACUCAAUACGGGUCCUUGCGUGUCACAAGAAGUUGCUGAGCCGGGUCAAGCACCCUCUGUACGAUUGCGAGACUGAUGCUAAGUUUGAAAAUGAGCCUAUGUGCUGUAGUGUCGAGUCCCUCACACAGAUUCGCACACUUCCUCUGGCUGACGCAGACGACAUCGACAGCUCUUCAGUCGUGGUGCAGUACGAGAACACCACCUCCUCUGACGGAAGCGCCGGCGGACUUUUUGUCAAGUGGGCACGACCACCGGACCCCAAUGGUUUCAUUGUGUCUUACCAAGUGGAGUACAAAAUGGUCAACCAAGAAAAGUUCAAGCCGUUCCAGUUUUGCGUCUCCCACAGUGAAUUCUUAAGACACGGUGGGCGCGUUAUUCAUGGUCUGGCACCAGGUAACUACUCCUUCCGUGUGAUGGCGUCAUCGCUGGCUGGACCUGGAAACUGGACGCAUCCAGUUUACUUCGUCAUUGCUGAACGCACGGAAGUCAUCUCUCAGGGAGCCAUUAUUGCCAUCUGCCUCGUGGUCGUGGCCAUCGUAGCCGCAGCUGCUGCUGUCAUGUGCUUCAUCUACCAGAAGAAAAAACGAAACCCAGAGGUUCCCAAUGGGCUUCUUUACUCUUCGACAAAUCCGGAGUAUGUCAGCUCAGUGUAUGAACCCGAUGAAUGGGAAGUGCCUCGCGAGUCCAUUCAGGUGGUGAAAGCACUGGGCCAGGGCUCCUUUGGCAUGGUCUACGAAGGAAUUAUCUACAACUUGAAACCAGACAAACCAGAAACGAGGUGUGCCAUAAAGACGGUCAAUGAAAGUGCCACGAUGCGUGAACGAAUAGAAUUCCUCCAGGAGGCAUCUGUGAUGAAGGCCUUCUGUUGCCAGCACGUCGUCAGACUACUAGGCGUGGUGUCUAAAGACCAGCCUGUGUUUGUCAUAAUGGAACUCAUGUCCCACGGUGACCUGAAGAGCUACCUACGCUCACACAGGCCAGACAAUGAUCCUAAUGACGAGACCACUCGACCGCGAGGCACUCCUCCCACGCUCAAGCAGAUCCUCCAGAUGGCAGCCGAGAUAGCCGACGGCAUGGCGUACCUGACAGCGAACAAGUUUGUGCACCGGGAUUUGGCUGCUCGCAACUGCAUGGUGGCGGAGGAUCUGACCGUCAAGAUUGGAGACUUUGGCAUGACACGAGACAUCUACGAGACGGACUACUACAGAAAGGGGGGCAAGGGCCUGCUUCCUGUGCGCUGGAUGGCUCCUGAAUCGCUCAAGGAUGGAAUCUUCACCAGCCACUCGGAUGUCUGGUCAUACGGAGUUGUGCUGUGGGAAAUGGCGACAUUGGCCUCCCAGCCUUACCAAGGUUUGUCUAAUGAGCAGGUUCUAAAGUAUGUCAUCAGCGGUGGCAUCAUGGAGAAGCCAGAAAACUGCCCUGAGAAACUGUAUCAGAUCAUGAAGCUGUGCUGGGAGCGAAUCCCAAGGUCAAGACCAAACUUUCUGCAAGUCAUUGAGAUGCUCCUGAAUGAUGUGGGACCCCACUUCAAGGACGUGUCCUUCUACCAUACUUGCUACCUCAAAAACCAGGAGAGGUGCUCGUCUGUGCCCACGGAAAAGAAUGGUGCUGGCGCCACUGCUGGUGACUUUGACGAGGAAGAGGAGGAAGAGAACCUAACAGCAGAGACUCCACUCUGCAACGCUCCCGCUGCCACUUCAGAGCAGCGGCCUCGUGGCUUCAUGCCAGAUGUGUCAUCGCUCAACGACAUGGAUGAAGACCACCUGCAACGUUGCUUCUCUGACGAGAUAGAAGACGACGAUGAUCCCGACAUGGAUGCUGCUGAUCUAGCCUUGGAUGCUGGUGAGCCACCUGUGUCAGUGUACAUGCCACCAUCGCGUGGUGGACAGAAUUCUCCGCUUCGUGAGGAGCAUCAGCAGCGACCAGGUGACGAGCUCCCUCCCUCUGAUGGGAGCAAAGGGAGUAAGGUGAGCAACCUGUCCAAUGGGAGCAUUGUGAAUGGACGCAUGUGCUUUCCGCAGCUUGGAAGCCGGACUACUGCGUGCUAGCACUGGUCCACCUGAGGGCUCUGAGGGUCCCAGGGGUUUUCUGCGACACAGUGGGCGUGCCAGGUGGCUGAUGGGGGGUGAGAGGGGUUCCUCCCAUAGGGAGGCGCAUUGCGCCAUCCCUCGCCUUCUGCUGUCACCAUUGUUCCUGUUUGUUCGCCAUGUGGGGUGGCGUGAUUCUCUUGGGCACCACCUGGGUGUAGCAUCCAUCAGCCAGUCCACAUGACAAGGGCCAUCACACUGGCAGAGGAGGAGGCCUGACAGAGUGCACUGUGUUUGUGUUGGCCCUCAUGCAACUCACCCGCUGCUGUGAGGUAUUUCUAGUAGCACACUUACUUAAUGCUGCUAAAAAAACAAACUGCGGAAAUGCAUUUUUAGCAUUCCGGGUGAUGGCACUGCACGUGAAGGUAGAGUCCAUGGCUUUUCUGCAGUUCUUGUGUGCCUCUUGGGAGAGUCUGGGUCACUGUUGACCGAUAGGGGCUGUCCUGAGUGUGUCAUGCUUGAGGGCUGGACAGCUGCUGUUGAAAACCACAUUAGUCCCAACCAUGUUGAUGAAAGUGUAGCUGCGCAUGAUUUUCUUCAGAACGCCACUGUGAGAGUUGCGCAGGCCUUCUCAGCAGGCCUGUAGCACUUAUUCUAGCACAUGAAACUGUCAGUUUAAGGAUCACUGCUUAGAUAAUUGCCUCAUUUGCUUUGUCAUCAGCACAGAGGUGCGGUGAGCCCCGAUCAUUGUUUAGAUGGAAGGUGUCGCCAUUGCUGCGGUCAUGGUCCACUGUGUGUUCUGGAUGUGUUAUGCAUGUUUCCAGUGAACACAAGACGCGGAAUGCCUGCCAUGUAUCGUGAGAGACGUCUGUCGAAUUGCAGUUCAUCAUACAGCCUGAUAUUUGAGCUGUAGCGGCAGUAACAUUAGCAAGUCGCUGCCUAGCCAUUCUGAUUGUCAAUUUGUAACAGCACGCCGCGUUGCGGUGAUAAACAGUUCAAAGACAUCAUUGUAGCCUUUUAUUGUAGCAGGAAGUGUGUGAGGAUCUUUUAUGUGAUCGGGCAUUUCCAGCUAACUUGAGUUGUGUAUAAGCUUGCAUAGUCUUAAGGGUGGUUUAGAGAAAUGCCCAUCACGGCAUAUUUUGUGCUAGCAAACAAGGCCGCAGUUGCACUGACCAUUGCUUCUAGGGGGGGAAAAAAUAAGCCUGUAUUCAAUGCACAGGCGGCUUUAGAAAUGGGUACUGAAGUUUUCCCUUCAGAAGUGCAAGAGAUUUCACGAUCAAAGGAAGCCUGUCAGGCUGGCACCUCCAGCACUCAAGCACUGUCAAUCUUGCUUAGUGAAAGUGGCCAUGUCGUCACUGCACAAUAGCCACGAGGUCAACACUUUGUUGACAGGAGCACCAGAGCAACCCUCUUUUAAAAAGACUGAAAAGCAGCAUCUUUUGCUUUUGUGGUCAUCAUAGUCAUCCUAGAACUUUACUUUUGAAGGUGGCGGUUUUAGCCUUCAGGUAUUUUGAUUACCUGCUUUCGGUAGGGCCUAGCUCAUCAUUUCUUUACUCUUCAUGACAUGUCCAUUUAGGCUAAAUUGUCGUCUCAGGGAGUAUUGCAUUGCCACGACUGUGCAUCAUGUAAAAACAAUGCUGCAUGCAGCCUUGAGACGUCGGCUAGUACAAGUAUGUUUUCCUGCAGUUACUCUCAAAAGAUAAUUCUAUUACUUUGUGUUAUCGCUGAACAAAUGUAUUUAGGGUCACUGCGUACACAUUAAGUAGCACUUCUGCACUCAAUCUGCUUUGGAAAUUGCUCCAUUUCAUUCAUAUGCACUAGCCAUGCAUAUGUAUUUCACUUCCCUGCUUUAAUAUCAAGGCAUUUUGUUUGGAGAGGAAGGGGUUAGGGUAACAGCACAAGGUAUACAAGCGGGUAUGCAUCUGCAUAUGGCAGAAAAGUCAUCUUUUACCCAAAUCAUUGUUUUCCACUUUUUUUUUUAAAUUUCUUCCACAUGCUACUGUCUGGUGCUUCAUCAUGCCACCAGCUCUUUUGUUUUUAAGUAUUUUAUUCCACGAUCAUCACCACAUCUAGUCACAUCUUUUGCCUCUUCCUUUGUUUGUACGUAAUUGUGUAAGAUAGUUUCACUGAGCACAGGCGCCUUUGACAUCACGUCACAGGCCUUAAAACCAUUUAUAUAGGGAGUACAAUUUUCACUUAGCUGCAGUAGAGAAUGAAUGAGGGGCAGGCCCCAUAGCAAUUUUCUUAACACCUGUGAAUUCAAUCUCCAGCCUCAGUUGCCCUUCUCUGUGGCAAGAUUAUGCUCCUACAAAAUUCAGCUUGCUGUCAUGCCAAUGAUGCUCAUGUUUGUGUUUCCAUUCUCUUCCAUUUUCUUGUUGCAUCUGCUUUUGGCUCUUCGUUCGUGUUCAGUCUGCUCAGUGACUGAAUGUAGCGUGAGCUCUUUUUUUUUUCCCCCUUUCUUGGUGACACAUUUUGUAUUGGUGUUGUCAGUGCAACUGCAGCUUCACGUUUGUGGUCAAGCGCCUGAACCUUUCCUCGCCCCAUAAGCUUCCUUUACCUCCGGCUAUCAAGUUGCAUUGAAAUUAUUAACCUUGCGUUGGUCAUCAACAUUUGUCAUGGCGCACAUGAUAGCUAAGUAAUUUGAACACUUCUGUAACCGUGCAUGAAACUAGCGGUUGUGUUGCAGCACGAUUGGUGACUGUUGCAUCUCCUGCGCCACCCAGUAUCACUCCAGCGCUCUUGUCAUGUGCCUAGCUGUGUGCACCGCAGCCGUUGCGUGUUGUUGCAAACUAGCGAUACAGAUGUGGGGGUGCAGUCAAUUGGCAGUGGCAGAACGACAUUGCUUUCCAUACGGGUGUUUUAUUACCUUCACUUUUGUUUGUUUGUUUAUUCAUGUUGCUUUACCAUGGUUUUGUUGUUCCAGUUGCCUUUAUCACUUUUUUUUUCUUAUUUUAUGCCUUUGCAUGUUCCCCCCCCCCCCCUUGUGUCAUCCUUUUUUUUCUGUUGCUGACUUGUCAUAUUAUUCGUGUUUAUUUCUAGUAAUGUGAACUGUCAUGAAAGGCUGGUGAAAACAGAAAGUGCAUGUACCCACUCAUGUUGUGUUGCUCUUUGGGAGUAUUUGUGCCCUUAUGUUUUUUUGUGGUCUUCAUUAUUUAAGUGUCUCGAAGGCAUCUUCUCUCUUUGUCACCCUUUGCCCUCCUUCCUCCCAUUUGUGCGUGCGAUGGUGCCAAAGAUGGUGGUGAGAAAACAGUGCUCACUGGAAGGAAAACAGCGUCUCAAGCUUUGGUUCGCUUGUAGUACCUUCAUACGCUUGCCUGUACUCUCAUGCUGUGGCUGUGAUGCCUUAAGUUUGCUUCACACCUCCAUACAUGUUUCUUUCUUUCUUCUCUCUCUCUAGUUGCAUGCGUCUUGCAAAGCUUUCAUACUAUCACAGUUUCAUGCUAUUACAUCAUGCUCCCUGCCCUCAAGGCUAUUUGUGGUGUGAGUUGCACCACUGGCAUAUGCAGUGUCAGCCAGGUCUGGGAUUGCCCCGACUGUCAUAUUCAAUGCAGGAAGUGACCACCAGAAAUGUGUUUUUGACUAAAUUUAAGGUGUUGCACAUCACUUGGAGGCACCUUCUUCGCACCCUUAUGAAAUUUGGAUUUGUACAUAGGAGGCCAUCGUCACCAUUAACGGUUUUUGCACAUUGUGCUGUCUAAAGGAAAAAAUAAUUAAGGCUAACCUGAGGCCCCUUGCCAUCUGAAAAUUGAGGCAUAGCGCAUGUUGUGUGCGGCCAUGUGGGAAAGGAGUUGCAAUCAUAUUUCACAUUGGUUUUAUACUUUUACCCUUUCUUGGGUGUCCUCUAGGAGCACUUCUAGUGUUUCACUUAGUUUAGAGAUGGUCUCUUCAUCUUAGUCUCUUCAUCUUAGCUAGUUGUAGAAAUUUUGGCCUAGUACAUGCUUUACAUAGAAGUUGAGCUUUAUGUUAAUUUUGCUGAGAUCGUUAUCUCAUGAGAUGACUUCCCGAAAAAUUUCACUGGCAUCUGAUUGCUCCAACUGUACUCUCUCUCUCUUGGUCUUAUCUCUCGAAAGUCACAUGCGGAUAAAUGCAUUAUCAUGGGCAUCAUGCCAUUGAUUGUGCAUAUUGACUAAAACAGAAUUUCAAGCAAAAUAAAAGGGAUGGCCUGCUGACCAUAUUUUAGAGCUGUACAGUCGGCAUCACCCUUGUAUAGAGCGUGGGAACGGCGGCCUUCGGGGCACUCCUGGGGACCUGACAUCUUACGGUAGCUGCUGGGUUCGUUCGGGCCCAGCAACUACCGUUAGAUGUUGCUGGUUGGCUCCCGAGUGCCCCAGCAGCCAUCAUUCCUGCACUCUACAUGAGGGUGUCACCGACUGUACAUUGGGUAAAACUUCAUUGCCGACUGCUAGAACAAAAACCAUCAUCACCCAUUCCACUGUAUGUUCAAAUUUGCUUCCCAUCAAUUUAAUGUUGCAUUUUUUUUCAUUGUGUUGUUGCUUUUAAAUUGAUGCACUCAGUGGCCUAAAGAUCAUAGAGACAACUUCCCCAAACAGCCUCAUCGCAGCACGUGGUGCCACUUGCAGAAUGUUGUCUUGACUCACAACAGGUUGGACAAGAUGCCACCUUCCCUCACCCACCCGUGACAUUACAUACUGUGGUAAAAAGCUUGCUUGUCUAUGUCUAUGGACUUGGCUAUUUACUAUGGACCUUUUUGUAGCUUACAACUUCCUCGACUAGAUAGAACGACUUGAUGCACUUCUUCCUUUGUGGUCCAUUGAUUUCCACUGUUUAUUUUGAAAAUUUUUCAUCUUUCUUUUUCUUUUUUCUUUCUUUUUUACAUAUCAUUUUUCCCUGACUGAGGUUUACUUUCAAGCAAGCUGUGUUCCUAAAUGAUGCCGGUUUGUGUUGGGAUCCGUCAAGUCAAGGUACAUUCCAAACAUGGUGGACGUUUACUGUGUUUUUUUUUUCUGGUAUUUUGGAGGCAGGCCUGUUUGAACUGGUGAAACUUUGACAACCAUCACUAUUAUUGUAUAGACAAGUUGAAUGGCUGCAUAUGCUGAGUGAAAAUCUUGGUCCACCUUUACAUGAAGCAAAAAGGCAAAUGCUCUGUUUUCUUUCUACAGUUAAAAUGGCAGCAAAAUUGUGGCUAAUCUCUCUCUCUUCUUCUUUUUUGGGUAGUGCGUCUUAUCGUGCAAUGCCCUUGUUUCACUGCUAGCUUUUUUUUAUUCUAUAUUGUUUAGACGUAAUUCUUGGAAUUCAUUAUAUAUAACAAUUCAUGCAAGGCACUGCUUCAGUCUCCUCAUUGCAGUCAGCCCCUGAAAGUUCAGUUUCUAGGAAACUAUCUGCUCAUCACUUUCUUAAGAUUCAACACAUGAAUUUGUAGUCUAGGUAAAAGACCUCAUUCACUUUACUGCUACCUUAGGUGCCUUAGUUUUAAUUCAAGUGGUACUGAUCUCUUCAUGCUUUAUAGCCUAUCUUAUUGUGCAGACUUAUUUUAAUUUCAUUUUAGUUGCAGUGCAUUGUAUAAUCAUACUACAAUCAAAAACAUGCACUUCAUUUAUUUGGCUUUUUUAUGUCGGCACAUUCUUUUUGUUGAAAAACAAACCUAGCUUUCAACAAAAUAUACUUCUAUUGAAUAUUCAGAGGUGAGCUGCAAUCUUGGCAUGCAUCAGGUUAUGCUUGUAUGAAAGGGAAAGAGUCAUCAUGGCCACAUCUCAUGACAUCCUUCAAACUUAAAUAUGGACUCUGGUUUCUGCCAUUGCUAUUGCUUUUUCUCUUCAAGUUAAGAUUUUUCUGGUGCAUCUGUUGUGUACUGCACUGCCCGGGCUGACCCUUGUGAAGCAAUGACUGUCAAUUAACCCUGUCAGUCCAUUUCGUGUGCUCAUUGGUAGUUAAUAUUUGUGUUCAUACAUGUACACAAGGUGCAUAUUGUGUCCGCAUCACACACAGACACGUGUGCACACACAUACGUGUGCACACGCACACAUUUUUUUGCUUUCAUCCCAGCGUUAUCAACAUUGCAACAUAAUCCCACUGGGCAGCAAAGCAGUGCAUAAUGUCAUCCACAGAACAAAUAUACAUCAUUCUCUAGCAUGCUUCUCGAGACAUAUGGAGUUGUGCACUGUACGGGGUCUAUCAACGCCUGGCUACUUGGCCAACUUGCACCUAUUUGCUCACAUUAUUUUUUCUCUCUCUUUUUGGUGAAUGCCUUCACAUUUGCAACAUGAGCAAUGCGCAAGGCAUUUUUGCAUUCUGCUGGACAGGAAGCUGCAUCCUUUUCACGCUGUUCUUGUUCACAGCAACUUGUGCUUCAUCGCAUGGCAUCGCCAAGAGCGUGAGAGAGGAAGAGCAUAAUGUGGUGAAGGUGGCAUCAUCUCCCAUUUUUACAUUUAAUAUGCCAGGCUCUCUAAAAAGCUUCAGUGCUUUUUUUCCCUUUCCCCUUUCUUUUUAUUCGUGUGAAACACCUGUAGCACAAAGAGUCUAGCUGUUCAGAUCUGCCACUUGCUCAGUGCUAUGAACACACUACAUAUGUGGAAAUCCAAUGCCUUUGCGUAGCAGCUCGAACGAGGUGACAAGACUGUUGGAAACCGUAGCAGAAUUAGAGGCCAUUGGCGUUUUGGAGUUCAUACACUAUCUGGCCACACGUGUCUGGUGUUGUCUGCAGUGCUGCUUUGCUAUUUCCGUGGUAAUCGAGGUGGAUGUCAGUGCAAACGCUCUAUGCUAUGCGAGUGCGUGCAUGUCAAAUGUACUUAAAAAAAAAUGGCAUGUGUAUCUAUAUGCCAGGGAGGUUGAAGCAUGUGCAAGUUUGAACACACUUGUGAGAGACGCUGUGUGAACGUAAAUUCUAGGGAAAAUGCGACGGCUUAAGUAUCUAGGACAGCAUUAAUUCAAACAACUGCGGGGUGAAUUUAUGCACUCCUUUUUGUGACAGCUCUGUAUACAUGCACUGAUCCCUUAUUCGCAAUUUGUGGUUAGCAAACUUUAGGCAGCCACUGGGUACUGGUGAGUCACAUCCCCUCCAUUUUUUCCUAGUUUUUUUUUUCUUUUUCCUGACAGACAUCUUGGCACUUACAUGUACAUUUCUUACCAUGAUCCAUUCUUACUUUUUAAUGACAGAAGAAGUGUAUUUGUGCAGCGUGCAUUUUUAAAAGAGAAGGAUGCUUUCCCCGCCAGUGGCUCUUGCACUCUUGUUUUUCUCUGUCCUUGUGAUGUAUAUAGUUUGUAUUUAUUUCAGCUGAAGCAGCUGUGGAAAUGUGUGUGUGACAAUGUUUCUCACUUUUCUUGUAUUGCCUUAUCUCUUUCCCUCCUUCCACUUAUUCGAGGCAACCCCUCCUCUGACAUGUGUGUACAUAUGUAAGAUAGGACACUGCAUCAUCUUGUGUUGGUAUGGCGACAUUAUACCAUUAUGUGUAAAUAUAUACAUAUGUAUUGUAUAUGGGGGUCAUUGACCCAAUUUGGACUUCAGUGCCAAUAUUAUGCGUCAUAAUAAACCAUUAUUUAUUUCUA